GGCAGUACAAAACUUUGAAGUCAUCUGUGUGGAUCUUGGCGCCGCCAUGGAUGUAAGCUGCACCAGGUGGCGCCACCAUGUCCAUGGUGUACGAGAGCAAGAUCUUGCUCUUCUAGUGAAUAAUACCUGUUUCCCAUUUUGGACUUCCACCUUCUUACUUCAAACACCAACACAGCUCGCCCUGUUUCAGAGAACCUCACAACAAUACCAUCACAAACCAACCUCACCAGGCACAGGCACAAUGUCCACCAGCAAAAUCUUCCCCUGGUCCUCCAUCAAGCCGAAACUCCUCACCUCCGAGGGUCGUUUCAUCUACGACGACAGCAUCUACGCCGACGUCGCCUGUGACAUCCUCACCGAAGCCGCCAAACGCAACCCCCUCCAAGAAAUGCUCGAUGACGCCUUGCGGGCUCUCAAAGACGCCAGAAAGCUCAGGGAGAGUGGGGGGGGUGGUAACGAUGCUGAGUUGCAGUUUGCCUUCUUUUUCAUCUUGAUUGGUAUGGUGACUGUCCAGCUUAGAGCGCAGGAAAGAGAGGUCAUUUCUGAAAAGAUGAAGGGGAGCAAGAGCCCUGGGUGUGAGGGCACGGAUAGUGGGUUGAGUGAUGGUAGUGGGCAGAGUGGUAAUUUUGUCAAGAUCGAUCUGGAUGAGAUCCGGGAUGUUAUGGCGCGAGAGGGGGUCAAGAGAAAGAGCGUUUUGAACAAGGUUUCCGAGUGGGUUUUUGGGAAGGGGAAGAAAUGAGGGUGUUGGGGAUUGGAGGGCGAUGAUCACCUAAUUACCUGGCCGGGUAUUAAGACAGUUUAUCACGACUUUAAGCGUAAAUAAAGUGGGCCAUGCUGCGAUAUACACGGCCAGGGCAGCAUCAAACAGAUCAUUGUGAUGUGAACUUUCGUGUUCAGGUUGCGUGGCGCUCUUGGUAAAACUCUGGGGUGUACGGUUCUUUCCCUCCUCAA
Molecule: messenger RNA, 951 nt
Organism: Podospora bellae-mahoneyi
Lineage: Eukaryota; Fungi; Ascomycota; Sordariomycetes; Sordariales; Podosporaceae
Exons: 2
Coding region: 47-739 (230 amino acids)
Source: RefSeq, a predicted model, not a curated record